CGGGCGCGCCCCGGGGGUUCAGGUGGGAGCGACGUUGGUCCCGCCGGGCCUAGGUUACCUCAGCGCGGGGGCGUCCACGAACUCGAGACCUUGAACCGACGCGGAUCUCUCUGAAAAUCGAAAGUAGUCAUUUUAGAGCGAGACGUGGGAGACUCACUUAAAGAAUGACUUCUUUUCAAGCCUUCUUUCUCUUCGUGAAGUACCAGGGAUGAAAGAUGAAUGAAGACCUUUCUUGCCUUUAGAGAGUCUGGUCGUCGGGGACACGUCGGUUAACAUUUGUGCUGUAGUGCGGUAAUGCGAUAGGGGUGUGAAGAAAUGCAGUAGCUAGAAAGUCGUGAAAGAGAAAUCUCAAUAGAUGUAGCAAAAUGAAAAAUGAAUCGACUGAAAACGUAAAGUAGGUUUAGGAAGGAUGUAGAAGUACACAAACACACAAUAGAAUAUUAAGUAGAAGCUUCGGACGAACCUCCUGCCAGUUGCUUAUUCUCUGUUGCAUUAAGAGUGGUCUUUCCCUCUAAAAAUGGAGCCCCUUCCCCACUUUGGACUCCCAGCCUACAUACCCCUCACCCCCAACCCAAGCCCAUCAUGAAAUUAAAUAGUACUCAUUCUCUAGUCUGGUAUAAGCCUCUUCUUCUUCUUUUUUUAAAUUUUUAUUCAUUUUUGAGAGAGAGCUUAAGUGGGGGAGGGGCAGAGAGAGAAGGGGACAGAGGAUCCCAAGCAGGCUCUGUGCUGACAGCAGCGCCCAAAAAGGGGCUCCAGUUCAUGAACCAUGGGAUCAUGACAUGAGCUGAAGUCAGACGCUCCACCGACUGAGCCACCCAGGCGCCCAAACCUUUUUCAUGAGUAGUUGAACCUAUGUUAACCUUUCUCUCAUUUUGACUUUCUGUGUUUCUCAUCUGUACCUUAUCUUUUGGGAGGCAGACUUUGGCCAGCCGUCUAACCUCUUACAUCUUCAGUGUUGUCUUUGAAAAGUAAGGGGAGUAAUACUCCCUAUACAUAAUUGUAUGUGUGUGUUCAGAGGCUUUCUAAAUGGUAAAGCCUACACAAGUUAAAAGUCUUUUCGUUAAUUAUAAUGAUAUAUAUGUCACUCUGUUGUUUUCAACAUGUGACACAUGGUCACAUCCAAGCCACCAGUAAGUCUUUUGGUUUUACCUCCAAAAUAUGUCUCGACUCUUUCUGCAUCUUUGCCACCAUCUUGAUCAUCUCCUGCUUGGACCACUGUUAAGUGCUGCUUCCCUUCUUUUUUUCUCUAACCUAUUCUCUGUUGACAUACGCCAGGCAAAAUGACCUUUUACGCCAGGCAAUGUAAAAACAUAUAGCUCCCUGCUAAAAUAAGAAGAUUAAGCCAUAAUUCUUAGUGUGGCCCAUUUCCUGGAUAAUCUGGUUCUGCCUGCCUCUGUCACUUCUUCUCGUGCGGCUUUGUCCCUCACUUAACUUUGCCAAAGCUUCACUCCCAUCGCCUUAUUCUCAGACAUGUGGAGUAAUUUCUGACCUCAAGUCUGGUGCCUGGAAAAAUCUCUGAAUGACUGGCUCAUACUCAUCAGUGGGUCUCAGCCUAAGUGUCAUCUCUUCAGAAGAGCCUUCUUUAAGUUAUUCAUCCCCCAUUAACAGACCACCCUACACAUUUCCUUUCUAGAAGUUAUCUCCAUUUAAUUUUAACUUAUUUGCUUGUAUUUGUUUUUUUCUGUCUGUUGUACUAGUAUAUGAGUUUCAAAGGGCAGGUGCCUUGUUUGUCUUGUUCUGUAUUAUAUUUCUAGUUUCUGCAGGCCUGGCACAUAUAUUUGUUGAGCGUGUUAAUUCUUACAGUGUUGGAAGAGUAGGCCCUGGUGACUCAUCUAAUUAUAACCUAUUUUAUAUUUUCUGAUUUUAGUGUUAUCUCCCUAAUGAGAUCCUACAAUGUUUGUGGGUAUAAAGUAAACUCUUUACAUUUUUCUUCACAUACUAGGUGGUUAGCAAAUACUUAACUGAAUUGAAUUGGCAUGAUUUUCAGGAUAUAUGUUUGGUCUUUUGUUCUGCUUCACAGAAACUAAUUAUGCUCUCCAGAAUAUCCAUUGAUGUAGACAAAGAACUGUGAUGGACUGACCUUUCCUUGUCUCACUUAUGCUGCCAUUAUUGUUUGUCUGGUCUUCCCAAUAGACCCUCAGUCUUCUGGGAGGAGUGUGAAGAUGCUAAAGGAGCGUCCAGGGAUGGCAGAAGACCCCCAGCAACAGAUGGGUGUUCCUGUGGUAAAGCUGGAGAAAGAGUUGCCAUGGGCCAGGGGAAGGGAGGACCCUAGUCCUGAGACUUUUCGUCUGAGGUUUCGGCAGUUCCGCUACCAGGAGGCAGCUGGUCCUCAGGAAGCCCUCAGGGAACUCCAGGAACUCUGUCGCCAGUGGCUGAGGCCUGAGCUGCAUACCAAGGAGCAGAUCAUGGAGCUGCUGGUGCUGGAGCAGUUCCUGACCAUCCUGCCACGGGAGUUCUAUGCCUGGAUUCGGGAGCAUGGCUUGGAGAGUGGCAAGGCUCUUGUGGCCAUGGUGGAGGACUUCACAGAGAGAACGUUGGAGGCCAAGGCGGUGGCUCUGCCAGUUCUUCAGGCUGGUUCUGGCCUCCCUCCAGUGAACACCAGAGACCAAGAGAUGGCAGCUGGGUUCCUUUCAGCUGGACCCCAGGGGUUGGGGCCAUUUAAAGAUAUGACUCUGGCCUUCCCUGAGGAGGAAUGGAGACAUGUGACUCCAGCCCAGAUAGACUGUUUUGGGGAAUAUGUGGAACCCCAGGACUGUGGGGUCUCACCUCCAGGCAUUGGGAGCAAGGAAAAGGAGUCUAAAACCCAGCAGGCAGACCUCAAGGGGGCGCUUGCUCGGGUGACGGCAGAGAGGUUUGGGGAAGCCACACUCCAGAGCCCUGAGCUUGGAAGAACCUGUGAGCAGGAGCCCAGUAGCUCUGUGGGAAACAUGCCAGGGCCGCCUCCUCCUCAGCAUGGUGUCAUACCCCUGCCCGAUGACCUCAAGACCCACAGCUCCUUUUGGAAGCCUUUUCAGUGCCCCGAGUGUGGAAAAGGCUUCAGUCGGAGCUCAAAUCUUGUCAGACACCAGCGAACCCAUGAAGAAGAGAAAUCCUAUGGGUGUGUCGAGUGUGGGAAGGGGUUCACCUUGAGAGAGUACCUCAUGAAGCACCAGAGAACCCACCUGGGAAAGAGACCCUAUGUGUGCAGUGAGUGCUGGAAAACGUUCAGUCAGAGGCACCACCUCGAGGUCCACCAGAGGAGUCACACAGGGGAGAAGCCUUACAAGUGUGGUGACUGCUGGAAAAGCUUUAGCCGGAGGCAGCAUCUGCAGGUGCAUCGGAGAACUCACACAGGGGAGAAGCCCUACACUUGUGAGUGCGGCAAGAGCUUCAGCAGGAACGCAAACCUGGCUGUGCACCGGCGAGCCCACACCGGGGAGAAGCCGUAUGGGUGCCAGGUGUGUGGGAAGCGGUUCAGUAAAGGGGAGCGAUUGGUCAGACACCAGAGGAUCCACACUGGGGAGAAGCCCUACCACUGUCCAGCCUGCGGGAGGAGCUUCAACCAGAGGUCCAUCCUCAAUCGGCAUCAGAAAACUCAGCAUCGCCAGGAGACCCUGGCACAGUAAGGAUGCACCUUUUUUAUGAAAGGAAGGUGCUGGAAGGUGUAGGACCUUUCAGGAUCGCCAAGUGGAGGGAGAUCCCAUCGGAGGAUGCAUUCGUCUUUCCUCACUGAAGGGCUUUGAGGAGGGAGUGGUAGAGUGAUAGGGUGCAGAAAGGCACUUUGACCCAUUUUCUUUCCAUUUGUUGUCAAACAAGCAAGGCAAUGCCUGAUUUAUUUUGAGUUUCCAGAGAGCACAGCUCCUCACGUCUCUUAUCCAAGUGGUGCAACUGUUUUUUACUGUCUUUUGGGAAAUUAUAUCCUGAACUUCAGGUUGAAGUUUUUCUCCUUCAUUGGGAUGUCAUGUACGCCUCUCGAGCAAGUCUGACAAAGUUUUGUCCCAUGUUGGCAAGUUACACCUCAUUGUGAUGAGGGCUGUAUCGACCUGCAAAAUCGUUAGUUCAGACUCUGCCUCUGUUCUUUUCCAUUAAACAAGUAUUUAUUGAACAGCUACUGUGUCUGGUGCUGGGAGCACAGUGGUGAAUGAGGCACAUGAGCUGUGAGCCUCCCGGAACUGGUGAUUUAACAGUGGGAACACACACAGAACCAUUAAUAGCUCCAGACAUUCUAAGUUAUGUUUGUGGUACGUGCUGUUUGAGAGGGUAGUCUUCUGGUGCUCACUCGUUCUGCCCUGCCACUCAGGUGCUGGAUCUUCCCCUCCCUAGUUAGGAUCUCUCAGGCAGCCUUGUUUAUUUUACUUUAUUUCUACCCCCUUUGUCUCUGUAACAGCAUACCCUCAUUUGUAUAGUUUCCCCAUUAUUCCUUGUACUGUAACAACUAUCCACCCAUCCAAUAGGAAAUUAAUAUUUUGCUAUUGAUUACCGAAUAAACAUGAAAGUAUUUUAAAAA
Molecule: messenger RNA, 4486 nt
Organism: Lynx canadensis (Canada lynx)
Lineage: Eukaryota; Metazoa; Chordata; Mammalia; Carnivora; Felidae
Gene: ZSCAN25
Product: zinc finger and SCAN domain containing 25
Exons: 4
Coding region: 2163-3605 (480 amino acids)
Biological process (GO): regulation of transcription by RNA polymerase II
Molecular function (GO): RNA polymerase II cis-regulatory region sequence-specific DNA binding; DNA-binding transcription factor activity, RNA polymerase II-specific
Source: RefSeq, a predicted model, not a curated record